Molecule: messenger RNA, 1752 nt
Organism: Plasmodium yoelii
Lineage: Eukaryota; Apicomplexa; Aconoidasida; Haemosporida; Plasmodiidae
Product: PUB domain-containing protein, putative
Exons: 1
Coding region: 1-1752 (583 amino acids)
Source: RefSeq, a predicted model, not a curated record
AUGGAUGUUAAAGAAGUCGAACAAAGUGUGAUUGAAUAUGUUGAGGAAAUGAAAAGGGCAAAUACUAACCAGGAUAUGGAAAAACGUGAAGAUUUUGAUAAAAAUACUGACGAAAAAACAGAAUAUAUUAAUGACAUACAAAUACAAGAGCUAGUAGAAACAUUUCCCAAUAAUGAACAAACCAGACAAUAUGAAGAAUAUAUGGAAUAUUCACAAGAUUUGCAAGAUUCGCAAAAUGGGCAAAAUUCGCAAAAUGGGCAAGAUUCGCAAAAUGGGCAAGAUUCGCAAAAUGGGCAAAAUAAUAUUAACAAUGAAAAAAUAGAAAAUCUUAUAAAUUUGCCUAUUAGUACGUUUCAUAAAAAAGAGAGUAAUUGUGAUGAAGGGAGUGAAAGGGAAAAUGGUUUUUACCAAAGUACCGAACAAAUUAUUCCCACAAAAAUUCUAAAACUUAAAGAAGAUAAAUCAAUUGAAGAAGAUAAAUCAAUUGAAGAAGAUAAAUCAAUUGAAGAAGAUGCCAUAAAUAAUCAUAAGUCUAGUGCUGCCCCUACAUCGAUAAAUAUAACCAACCCUGAAUGUUGCGAUGAAGAAGUCAUGAGAAAUGGAGAAAAUGAACAAAAUGAGGAGAAUGAAAAGAGUUGCGAAAAUGAAAAGAGUUGCGAGAAUGAAAAGAGUUGCGAGAAUGAACAAAAUUGCGAAACCCUUUUAGAAUUAAUCAGUAAAAAGUCAUUAUUAGAAAAUGAUAAAAUAAAAAAAAAUAUAUCUUCAAAAAAUUUUUAUAUAAUUGGUGAAGAUAUGCUUGUAAAUAUAACUAUGAUAUUCGAUAAAAUAAUAUUAAAAUUAAUAAAUUUUUAUAAAAAAAAUAAUUUUGAUAGUGAUAAACAAAUUGAACAUUUUUACAAUUUUUUUAAAGUCCUAUAUAAAUUAUUAAGCAAUAUAAGUUACCAUCCUAAGGAUACAAAAUACAAAACGAUUAAGAUGUGUAAUAAUCAAAUAAAACGAACUUUUUUAACAAAUAGUGAUAUUUUUAAUUUAGUUAAAUUAUUAUUUGAAAUUCUCAAAUUUAACACUAAUUGUGUUAAUAGUGAUACUGAAAUUGUAAAUGAACAGAAUAAAGAAGAGAAUAUUAUUAAAACUGAUAAUAAAAUUGAUAAUAAAACUGAUAAUAAAACUGAUAAUAAAACUGAUAAUAAUAGUGAAGAUAAUAAUAAUAAAAUUAUAAACAAUGAAAUAUGGAAAUUUGAAAAUGAAUUUUCUGAUGUAGAAUCAAUUUUAUUUGAAUUUGUUUUAUCAUCUAUCAAUAUAAUUAUGGGGAUGAUAAAUAAAAAGAUAAAUUCAUCAAACAAUGAAAAUGAAUUUAUGUCUAAUAAAAAAAAUGAUAAGGAUAUUAAAACAGGAUGUAGUGUAGAUCCUAUAAAAAGCUGUAUAUCCAAUCAGAAUUCAAAUAAAAUAUUUAAUAAUGAUUCAAAAAAUAAAUUAAUAGAAAAACAUGUUAAUAAUAUUAUGCCCAGUAAUAAUAAACUACUUGUUAUUCGUCAAAAGGAUAUAGAAGACAAAAAUGCUUUAAAUGAUAUUAGAAAAUUACAUAAUGAAAAAUUUAAUGCCUAUAGAAAUAAUGAUGGAUAUAAUAAUGACAAAAAUAAAAAAGAUGAAACAAAAUAUAGCUUAUUUAGUAAUAAAUGUGAAAAAAAUAGUCUCAAAAAAAGUGGGAAAAAAAUAAAGCAUUUUUUUAAAAACUUAUUUAAAAAGGAUUAA